GGAGCCGCGGCGCCGGGCUGGUUUUGCUGGCCCUGUGGCUGCUCCCGCAGCCCAGCUCCCAGUUCUGGCUCUUCAAUGUCCUCUUCCCACCCACCAGCACCCCAGAAGCUCCCCCGACCAACAGCACGCCGCCCGUGGUGCUCGUGCCCGGGUGCCUCGGGAACCAGCUGGAAGCAAAGCUGGACAAGCCGGACGUGGUGAACUGGAUGUGCUACCGCAAGACAGAGGAUUAUUUCACCAUCUGGCUCAACCUCAACACCUUCCUGCCCGUGGGAGUCGACUGCUGGAUCGAUAACACCAGGGUGGUGUACAACAGGACCUCCCGGAAGAUGUCCAACGCCCCGGGCGUGCACAUCCGCGUGCCCGGCUUCGGGAAGACCUAUUCCGUGGAAUAUCUGGACCAGAGCAAGCUGGCAGGCUACAUGCACACCCUGGUGCAGAACCUGGUGAACAAUGGCUACGUGAGGGACAAGACGGUCCGGGCAGCCCCCUAUGACUGGAGGGUCGGGCCCCAGGAGCAGCCCGAAUACUUCCAGAAGCUGAAGGCCCUGAUCGAGGAGAUGCACGACGAGUACCAGCGCCCCGUGUUCCUCAUUGCCCACAGCAUGGGCAACCUCAACGUCCUCUACUUCUUGCUGCAGCAGACACAAGCCUGGAAAGACCAGUACAUUGGGGGCUUCAUCUCCCUGGGUGCCCCCUGGGGAGGGUCUGUCAAGCCCCUGCGUAUCCUGGCAUCUGGUGACAACCACGGCAUCCCGCUCAUGUCCAACAUCAAGCUGCGUGAGGAGCAGCGCAUGACCACCACCAGCCCCUGGAUGUUCCCAACGAGCCUGGCCUGGCCCGAGACCCACGUUUUCAUCUCCACCCCCUCUUACAACUACACCUACCGGGACUACAAACGCUUCUUCACCGCCGUCAACCUGGAGGACGGCUGGUACAUGUGGGAGGACAUGAAGGACCUGCUGAAGGACCUGCCUCCUCCCGGGGUGGACACGUACUGCCUCUAUGGCACCGGCCACCCCACCGUGGAGACUUACAUAUACGACGAGCACUUCCCAUACGAGGACCCCGUGGACAUGGUGUACGGGGACGGGGACGACUCGGUGAACACGCGCAGCCUGGAGCUGUGCAAGCGGUGGCGUGGCCAGCAGAAGCACAGGGUGCACGUCCAGGAGCUGCGGGGCAUCGACCACCUGAACAUGGUCUUCAGCAACCUGACCCUCAGCGCCAUCAAUGAAAUCCUGCUGGGGAGCCCGCAGGAGCCGGAGGAGCCGGGGCAGGGGAGAUCCAGCCUGGAGACGGGGAAGUUAGGGAAGAUCCUAGCUGGACAGAAGGUCCUCAAGGAGCCCAAAAAGAACGAGAAGGAAUGA
Chaetura pelagica (chimney swift) is the source of this 1370-nucleotide messenger RNA. RefSeq names its product lecithin-cholesterol acyltransferase (gene LCAT). The record is from RefSeq and is a predicted model, not a curated record. The transcript has 6 exons. Bases 207 to 1370 code for a protein of 387 amino acids. Lineage: Eukaryota; Metazoa; Chordata; Aves; Apodiformes; Apodidae. Gene Ontology annotation, biological process: lipid metabolic process. Gene Ontology annotation, molecular function: phosphatidylcholine-sterol O-acyltransferase activity.